Penaeus monodon (black tiger shrimp) is the source of this 692-nucleotide messenger RNA. RefSeq names its product serine/threonine-protein phosphatase 6 regulatory ankyrin repeat subunit B-like. The coding region runs from base 60 to 692 and encodes 210 amino acids. NCBI's taxonomy places the organism in Eukaryota, Metazoa, Arthropoda, Malacostraca, Decapoda, Penaeidae. The transcript is spliced from 4 exons. Gene Ontology annotation, cellular component: cytoplasm; nucleus. The record is from RefSeq and is a predicted model, not a curated record. Gene Ontology annotation, molecular function: protein binding.
GGCGCAAUGUUCUCUCUCUGCAGGUCAGCCGAACUUCCCUGACGACGCGAGCCGGCGCCAUGGACAACGGCGGUGCAACAGAGCCCAUGUUGAACACGUCAGAUGAGGUUGCUGUGCUGAUCGAGGAGAGCCAACAAGAUGGCGAAUCAGACGACCUUCCUCUGGAAAUAUUUCGAGAAGAACACCAGGGAGCGAGAGCAUCUAGACUGACACGUUCUCCAGGCAGAUAUACGAAUACCGUUAAGACAAACAUGCACCAAGCAGCGGAAGUAGGAGAUGCGAACCGGCUCCUGCAACUGAUACAAGAGCGACCGGAUCAUCUAAGCCAGCAGGAUGAGAACGGGCACGUCCCCCUCCACCUGGCCGCCAGGGGAGUACACCUCGAGUGCUGCGAAGUCCUACUGUCUGCCAGCAUCAAGGAAGUUAAUGUGAAGGACAAACUGGGCAACACUCCCCUACUAUUGGCGCUCACUACCGGCGACAUGUCCUUCAAGAUCGCCGAGCUGCUGGUGUUCAAGGGAGCCUCCGUGAAGACUGCCAACCGAGCCAAGCGAACGGCCCUGCAUCUGGCAGCGGAGAAAGGCAACGACGAAAUUCUAACGCUCCUCGUUAGCAACUGCCCCGAGAGUGUCCACGCAAGGGAACCGAGCAGCAGACGCCUCUCCAUUUGGCGGCUCGCUGUGGCCACGUGA